Molecule: messenger RNA, 1788 nt
Organism: Cladophialophora yegresii CBS 114405
Lineage: Eukaryota; Fungi; Ascomycota; Eurotiomycetes; Chaetothyriales; Herpotrichiellaceae
Exons: 1
Coding region: 1-1788 (595 amino acids)
Cellular component (GO): nucleus
Molecular function (GO): histone binding; protein heterodimerization activity
Source: RefSeq, a predicted model, not a curated record
AUGGACGAGCCCUUUCGGAAGAGACCGCGUCUCUCCAUGUUUCCCUCAGACGAUCAGCUGGACGAAGACCUUGGUGGCAGACGAAAGCGCAAUGAUCUGCUUCUAAAGUCGCGUUUCGAGUCUAUUUUUGAAAAGUACUCCCACGACUUCUCCAGCAUCGGCGAUGAGAUCGACAUGGACUCCAUGACUAUCGUAGUCAACAAUGGCCAUCUACAGUCAAUGGAGAACGAGACGGAUCCGGGUGGCUUACACAACGAGAGAGGCCAGACGCUGUUGCGAGCCAUGACCGAGACUAUCAAUGACGAUGAUGAGGUUCGCUACCACAACCCCGAUGCGGAUGAGGUCAUGAACAGCAUCGAGGAAAUGGCUGAAAGUGCUGCCAUGGCCGAAGACCAGGAGGAGAUGGUUCCGAUGGACAGCGAUGAAGAACUGUUUCUGCCUGUACAUGCGCGGCCUUCCUACAUGACGCCUCCAGAGUCGACGGAGAGCCAGAACACCAUCCAGUCCGACCUGACUAACUCCGAUCACGAUUCAUUGUUCGAAGCGCCGCGGCCUCGGCAUUCUUCCAGUCCUGAUUCACUUUUUGAAUCCAAACUCGAGUCAGGAGACUCAGAUGCAACAGAACUCCAUCGUGACUACACAAGUAUGGACGGCGACGUAGACGACAAUGCUAUUCUGCAAAAAUUUGGGCCACAAGUCGGCCGAGAAGUUCUCUCAGUCAUACAGAGAGCUAGAAAUGCUGCGUACCAAGCCCACAUCGAACCAGCCUGGCGCAUCCCGGCAAACGUCGCCCUUCUCGAGCAAGCUAAACCGAACUCAACAUCCAGAACACCUCCAAGCACCAUCUUUGCAGCUCCGGAAAUACAGCGGAGUGGCUCUCCAGACCACAGCAAGUCAUUAUGGAAGGGCUCACGGUUUCGGUCUACUAGAAGAGCCGUGCAUCAGGCUCGGGCGAUAAGACGUAUCCGCGCCGAGUCGGAAGACCCACUUCAAGAAGACUUUAACGACGUCGAAGAAGAGGAUCAAACAGGCUCUAGUGACGAAGACAGAUCAGACUGGGGAGACCAGGAGACGCCGAAGCAGAAGCGCAAGAAGGUCAAGGUGGACGAGCAGGUCCUACAAAUGAGGGAAGCAACCUGCUACUACUGCCAACGCCACUGGAGUACUCGAACCGGCAUGUUCAACCACUGGACCAAGUUAGCAACUCGGUUCGAUAAAGGCGAACUUGAUGAGGAUGAUGUACACGACCUGGAGUAUAUUCACGCUUACGUGGCAAACAGUAAAAGAGCACCCAAGGGGCCUCGACUGAUUGUCUCUGACUUCAAAACCCUGGUCGAGCUGCAUGAAGGUGCCGGUAUCUCAUUCGACGAGAUCGCAGAACUUCGAGCACUACGGACCAGAAAGACAGGCAUUGCUUUGAACGACGUGUAUGACCGAUAUCGCCUCAUGACAGACAACUCUCCGUCCGAGUCAGCAGACUGGUCGAAACAGGAGCUACAGACUCUGCACCAACUCUGCCAGAACCCCAAGCGAGACAUGAGUGGCUUUGCCUCUCAGUUUGAGAACCGCAACAAUACAGACAUCGGGAACAAAUUGGCUGAGAUCUGGUUGGCUGAACUGAUAAAUUCAGGUCAGGUAGAUGCCAAGGCCGUCCAGGAGCAGAAGACAAGCAUGUAUGACGGUAUUGAUGGCGACCGCUCGAAGCAUCGUCGCAGAGCACUAUCGGUCGAUGAGCUGUUCAUCAAGCAGGAACCCGGAUCCGAUGAAGAGCUUUUCGGCCAGAGUUGA